Molecule: messenger RNA, 2949 nt
Organism: Strongylocentrotus purpuratus (purple sea urchin)
Lineage: Eukaryota; Metazoa; Echinodermata; Echinoidea; Camarodonta; Strongylocentrotidae
Product: E3 ubiquitin-protein ligase TRIM33-like
Exons: 2
Coding region: 31-2250 (739 amino acids)
Biological process (GO): positive regulation of DNA-templated transcription
Cellular component (GO): nucleoplasm; chromatin
Molecular function (GO): zinc ion binding; ubiquitin-protein transferase activity
Source: RefSeq, a predicted model, not a curated record
UAAUUAGCCAGAAAUCCGUUAUUUGUACCAAUGGCUGAGAAGAUUGAGGAAGAGAAAGCUCCAAGCGCUUCACAUAACCUAACAUGUCCACUAUGUCUUGGUAUCUUCGAUGAGGCAACCAUCCUGACUUCAUGCGGACACACCUUCUGUCGGAAAUGUCUCAAGAACUAUGACCUGUCCCAUCAGGAUCUCGAUCACAUGACAUGUCCUCUCUGCAGGGAGGUCACCAAGUUGUCUGCGAACCGUGUCGAUGAUUUCCUCACCAAUGUGACUGUCAACGGACUCGUAGACGAUUACAAGGCCAAGUGUGGAGGGGUGAAUGCUGCCCUGGAGGUGCGUCCAAAAUGCACUGCUUGCACGUCCCAUCAAGAUGCUGUCUCAUUCUGCAGAACAUGUAAUAGAUACAUGUGUGAUAAGUGUCUGGAUUGUCAUCAACAUCUUAAAGUCGUUUUUAAAGGACAUGAGAUUGUAUCCAUACAGGAUAUCCUCGACGGGAAGGCCAGCAUUGGUCACCUAUAUGAGAAGUGCUGCAUCCACAAACAAGAGAACAAAGAUAUGUUUUGUGAGGAUUGUAAAGUCCACGUCUGUCACAAGUGCGUGAUAGUCAGUCAUCAAAAUCACAACAUUAAGAAUCAGGCUGACUUCGAGCAAGAGUUACGGCUAAAGGUGAACGAUCUUGUCCAGCGUUGCGCAAGUAAGAAAUCAGAACUGGAGAAGAACAUUCAGAAUGUGGAAGUACAACGAAAUGAAGUAUACACUGCCGUGCAGAAACUACUGGACGAUGUCAAUCAAGCCUACAGCAUCAAGGCCGAAGAGCUUGAAGAAAAUCUUCGAAAUCUCAUCGAGCAGAUCAAUGCAGUAAAGCGGAGUUUCGAUGAUGAUCUCAACGUCUUGAAAUCCAACGAUCGACAAAGGAUCAAGAGUAUUUGCAGUUCAAUAACACUGGUAGCUAAUGACAGACUGGGUCGUCUUGAGACAGACAGUGUGUCUGCUCAUACCUUGCUCUGUGAGGAGCUGGAUGCCAUGCUGAAGGAGGCUACUGAUCACACUUCUGCGGCAGCCAUUGCGAAGAGAGCACAGGAGAAGAGGUUCAAUUCUGCAGAUGUUACUUCUCUUGAACUUGGGAGCAUCUCAGAAUUAGCUCUUGAUCACAGUCCUGCUGCAGCCAUUAACAAGAAAGCACAGGAGAAGAGGUUCAAUUCUGCAGAUGUUACUUCUCUUGAACUUAGGAGCAUCUCAGAAUCAGCUCUUGAUCACACUCCUGCUGCAGCCAUUAGCAAGACAGCACAAGAGAAGACGUUCAAGCAUGAAGGUGAUACUCGUAUUGAACUCGGAAGCAUCUCAGAAUCAGCUACUGACCACACUUCUGCUGCAGCCAUUGGGAUGACAGCACAAGAGAAGAGGUUCAAGCCGGCAGAUGUUUCUUGUCUUGAACUCGGGAGCAUCUCAAACUCGGAUCCCAAGUUGCAAUUAAUGGAGUCUGUAAAUCUACGGGGACGGAUGCGUUGUAUGAGCCCGUUCUCUAAGGACAGUGUAGCUAUCGGAUAUAUGGAUGCACAUGGUAUAGAUAUCAUCGAUUCAACUGGUUAUCAGGAGCAUUAUGCAAACAUAACAAGUAACGUGAAGCGCGUUGAUCUUGUGUUUCAACAAGACGGGUCGGUAUUCGCAUCGACUGGUGAUAACAAAGCAAACAUAUAUGCCCCUAAUGGAUCCAGGAAAUCAAGCAUACACGUGAAAGGCAACGAACUGAAUCUCAAACUAAACAGAAGUCCAGCAGAUGAAAUCCUCAUCGCGAACAGUGAGAAGAAAGUCUAUAUCUUAGACCCGACGGGAUCCACUCUCAAACACACUGUUCCAACAAAACACAAUACAAGCCAGGUAUCUGGUACCAGGUCGGGUUUGAUCGUCACGAGUUCAUGCUCCACCAAACCAAGCGUGGUGACGGUCUAUGACAGGGAUGGGAAUGCUGGUAAGUCUCUACAAGCUGAAUAUAGUCAUCUAUUCCUAUAUGCUGCCGUGGAUGAGCAGGACAGGGUGUAUGUAGUGAGUGUUAAUGAGUCUACCGGUUAUUACGUGGCGAUCAGGCUCUACGACCUUGAUGGGCUGAACCUCAAGGAGAGAGUUGUGUUCAAAUGCCAGGGACUUAAGCUGUCGACUGGUUAUAGUUGGUGUUACUUGGUUUCCCUCUCACCAGACGUGCUCGCGUUUGCGAUUGACAAGAAGUUGUAUUUUAUCAAAGUAUCGCUGUAAUCCAUCUCACACUCUAUAUUACCAUUAUUUGUAGUGUGUAUACCUCUCUGCUCCAGGCCUAUAUGUUUCAUAUUCGAUUGUUUAUUUGGUGAUAACUAACCGAAUGACAAGAUGCCCAUUCUCUCGAUAAAUUUUAAUUGCCGGUAGACAGUUGGCAUUAUCCAAUAUAAUAAUAACGCCCCUAUAUCGAAAUAAUGUAAAUACUGUACGUAAUAUCUAUUUCAUGCUUUGUGUAAUCGUUUCUCUUAGAGAUUUUCUGAAAUCGUUUUUUUUUAAUCAUAACCCUUCUCUUUUUUUUUCUCUGAAGGAAAUUUAAGAGGAAAACAAAAUAUUGUGGAAAAGAAAUAAAAUACUUUGAAAUUUAUGCGCAAACUGGUCGAGGAAAUAGUACAAACUUUAUUUACGAUUUGUUUAAAAUGUGAAAAUAUAAUUUUGUUAUAUUUUUCAUCUGUAAAUGUGUAACGUUAUUUGUAACCUUGUAUGGGCAUGUAAAAGUUCACUUGCAUAUUUAUUUAGACCUAUGUGAAGAUUAUUUUGUUAUUUUGUAUGCAAUGUUAUAAAUUAUGUACAAUUUUCUUUAUCAGAGAAAUUAUUAAAAACCUAUGAAAAAAAGAAGGAAAAAAAAGAAGAAAAAAGGGGUGAUUAUGAUAUCAUAAUGUAUAACUUGAAAUUGGUAAGAUAUUAAUUAAUUUCAUAUUA